Molecule: messenger RNA, 1143 nt
Organism: Periconia digitata
Lineage: Eukaryota; Fungi; Ascomycota; Dothideomycetes; Pleosporales; Periconiaceae
Source: the annotation of a GenBank genome assembly
GUCCUGUAUUCGAAGGACCAGCCUGACCACUGUUCGUUGCAGUGUUGCAGUGUUGCGCAUACCCGCAACUUCUCAGUUCCACAAACAUACACCGGAACAGCCUUCCGGGCAUCUUUCUGUCCAAACAAAAAUCCUCGUCGGAAGUUUGAUGCCGCCUCGACUGCCAUAGUCUGGCAGAAGAGGCGAAUUACAAACUACUACUACAUCCGCAUCCCUCAAUCAAUUCACGGAAAUCCGAACUGUACACUCCCAGAUUUUCAUCAAACGAGUGCCAUACCGUUUAUUCCAUCAAAUCUCAGACAAAAUAUGACGGAUAAACUCUACAGCGGGCAUCAAGAGGGAGCAUGGCAGAGAGAGAUAUGGGAUGACACCGCAUUUGCAAAGAAUUAUCAAUAUGAGACAUCGCACCAACCACAAGGAUACGGUUCACAGAAUAUUUACUACAAUGGUGCUGUCCGAGGGUACGCAGGCCAGAUUCAAGGCUAUAGCCCUGACAUGUUUGGGUCAUUCGGCGACAACGCAUACAUGAGCAGCUACACGCAAGACUGUAGCUAUACCGCGUAUGCCACUCCUUCCCAACAACACCAAGAUACAGGCCCAGAGAGAUAUCAUCAUUCUUUCUCCAAUUCUGCUGGUCAGCAACAAUCACCCGUCACCUAUACACAAAAUCUCGAACAUCCAGCUGUCCGCACAAGUUCAAGCGAACAAACAACAUCUACACCAAUAUCUACUGACUGGUCCACCGAACCCUCCCAAUCGAUUACCACCGCCUCCGCAGGAAAUAUCACAUACAGCCAGCCACUCCCUCCACCCCACCAACACCAACCCCCCGAGCAAACUACUCCCCUCGCAUCCCUCGCCCCACUGACUCCCCCAACCCCGAACACGACUACGGCCAUGUACUCGCACUUCGUACAAUGUAAAUGCGGCGAGAUUCUGCGCGGGCCACACGCAAACGGCAACCUAACGCGGCACCGACGGUCGCGGAAGUGCACUGUCCCCGGUGAGAAGCGCGUGUUACUCUGCGACAAAUGCGAUACCCAGUUUCAAAGAAGUGAUGCACUGCUCAAUCACAAGCGCAAGAAACAUAAUGCUCCCCCGGGCACGCCGAGGGCGUUGCAAAUGGACAACGGGGGGAGUUAG